Sardina pilchardus (European sardine) is the source of this 4028-nucleotide messenger RNA. RefSeq names its product protein phosphatase, Mg2+/Mn2+ dependent 1Kb (gene ppm1kb). The coding region runs from base 207 to 1331 and encodes 374 amino acids. Gene Ontology annotation, cellular component: nucleus; cytosol; mitochondrion. The transcript is spliced from 7 exons. Gene Ontology annotation, biological process: peptidyl-threonine dephosphorylation. NCBI's taxonomy places the organism in Eukaryota, Metazoa, Chordata, Actinopteri, Clupeiformes, Clupeidae. The record is from RefSeq and is a predicted model, not a curated record. Gene Ontology annotation, molecular function: protein serine/threonine phosphatase activity; cation binding.
CUCCAUUGGAGAGUUGAAAGCAAAGGGAAAGCCUCUCGAGAAAAUUCAAGGUAAAAAAUAUUUGUUGUCAAACGUCGAAAUCAUCACAAGGACGUUGGGAGUGAACGCUAAACGUCGAAUAAUUGAAAACUGACUGGAAGUAGUAAAGACAAUCUCUGAACAGCUGCUGCCUGUUCCUCACCGGAGGGCAUCCCACCUCUGAGGUUAUGUCAACGGCUGUACUCCUUCGCCUGGCUAGGUCUGCAGGGGGACCCCAACUAUGUCGUCGUGUCACUCGGCAGGUGGCCUGUGCCCAGCAGCAGGAGACCCCGCGGAGGGCGUUGAGCACCCCUAGCAUGACACUGGCCAGCAACUCUCGCUUUGACCCCGACAGCAGUGGCCAGCCCACUACCUGGGACUCGUUUGGUAUCUGGGACAAUCGUAUCGAUGAGCCCAUUUUGCUUCCGCCCAGCAUCCGCUACGGCAAGAUAAUCCCAAAGGUGAGCUUGUCUAGGGUGGGCUGUGCCUCUCUCAUUGGCCAGAGGAAGGAGAACGAGGAUCGCUACCAGCUCUCACAGAUGACCAGCAACAUCAUGUACUUCGCUGUGUUCGAUGGCCAUGGCGGACCAGAGGCAGCAGACUUCUGUGACAAGUUCAUGGAGAAGUACAUCAAAGAUCUUGUUGGUGAAGAAGAUAACUUGGAACUGGUUUUGACCAAAGCAUUUCUGGAAGUAGACAAAGCCUUAGCACGACACUAUCACUUCUCCCCAGAUGCCACGCUUCAGACGGCAGGCACCACAGCCACGGUGGCGUUGCUAAGGGAUGGCAUCGAGCUGGUGGUUGGCAGUGUGGGCGAUAGCCGGGCAAUGAUGUGCCGAAAGGGCAAGGCCCUCAAGCUCACCAUGGACCACACGCCAGAAAGGAAGGACGAGAAGGAGAGGAUCCGUAAGACCGGAGGCUUUGUGACCUGGAACAGUCUGGGGCAGCCACACGUCAACGGCAGGCUGGCCAUGACCCGCAGCAUAGGGGACUUUGACCUCAAGAAGAUGGGGGUCAUCGCCGAGCCCGAGACCAAGCGCAUUUCGCUGCAUCACGUCCACGACUCCUUCCUGGCGCUGACCACCGAUGGCAUCAACUUCAUCAUGAACAGCCAGGAGAUCUGUGAUGUCAUCAACCAGUGCCAUGACCCCAAAGAGGCCGCCCAGAGGAUCUCUGAGCAGGCAAUUCAGUACGGAUCAGAGGACAACAGCACAAUCAUCGUGGUGCCGUUCGGCGCUUGGGGCAAACACCAGGGCUCAGACACCACCUACUCCUUCAGCCGCAGCUUUGUGUCCAGUGGCCGCUGGGCUUAAGGUGGGCAGAGGGCAGAGGCGUGACGGCGGGAGACGGAGACGGCCAUCGCUGUCCUCCCUGCACGGGAGGCGUCCAGUGUGCAAUAUGUAGAGAUCUAGAUCCAAUCGAAGAACCAUGAUCCAGCGCCUUACAAAUGCCACACGUUCUAACACAUCAUCUAGUCUGGGACUGUGAGGAAAGUGCUCACAACUUGAGUAAGAUGCACUUAUCAAGCGACACGUCCAAUGCAUCAAAAUGCUGCCACAUCAUUCGACUCCGAACUCUGCAGGGGGUGGUUGCAGUUCAUGUAUUUUUACACAGGUUCGGUUCCCAAUGUCUUGGCCAUUGAAAGGGUAUAAUUAAUUUCCAGUGGAAUGAUUAUGGUGUCUGACAAUAAUGUUAUUGUGAAGAUGCAGAGAACGCUUUUCUGGCCAGGAGUAAGGACCGUUUCCUCUGGUCAGUCGUGGCUUACGGUGGUAAUUGCAACUGCAAAAUGAUUUGCACUCUGUCGCCACCUACAGCCCAGUGCCUAUUUACACAGGUAGAGAUAUUUAGUGUUGCAUAAAGCUGCACGUGUUAGAAAAUGUGCAAUCACUCUCCAACAGAGUCCUCAUGCAGCUUUACUUUGGGCCAGAACGGAGUCGACUGGUGUGGCAGCCACUUCACAUGAGGGCCAGGAUGCCCUCAGCAGCUGUGGAGCUGUGGCUAAUCAUUCUUUAUGUGAGGCAAAUGUUGGCAGUACGCUAGUUAUUAAUUAGCAAAGAACCAAGUACAUUUGUCCACUGAGUUACCAUUUUUCUGGUUUAAACAAACCAAAACAUCUAAUUCAGUCCUUGGCACUUAUGUAUCAGGUGUUCAAAUAUUACCUGGGUAUGAAUGUUAAGUUUCAUUUCUUUGAUUUACACACUAAAAUCAGCUGUUUGAGUUUGCAGCUCAGCUGUCAUUUGUGUAGUAAUUACCUCAGCCUCAGUGUUGGCCGCAUAGCAGAAGUAUGGUGAAUGCUAUUGAAAGGAAGAUUCAAUAGGCUUCUCUUUUGUGGCAUUUUAAGCAGUCAACACGCUCAACGCAGCUGGUUUCAUGUGUGUAAUUCCUUAUGCUUCCUCAUGGGGUCGCUCUCCCGUUUCCUGUAGUUGUCCUCAUUGCCAUUCAACUGGAUGACCAGUUGGUGUACUUAACAGCCAUAUAGGGAGGGGCGGCUGUAGUCUUUAGAUAUUGGAAAGCAUUAAGAUCAAAGAGGUCUUGAUGGCAGCUCUUAAGAUGAAUGGUUACCCUGUGAAACAGAGAAACCCCUUAUUCCACAGACCAUGCAGACGUAAUCCAGUAAAGGAAUCAGGAUGUGAACAAAGUGAUGUAGGUGACUUGCACUGUUCUGGAAGUGGCCCCACCCUCUCAGUCUGAUCAAUAAAACCUUAUGGGUUAGUUAGUCUGAUCAAUAAAACCUUAUGGGUUAGUUAGUCUGAUCCACUGAACGUGUUCAGUAUAGUUUCUGUGCUUUAGGCUUUGCGAUUUUAUGGCUGUGUCAAUACAAGCAGUAAGCACUUAAAUGGCACCAGCUUCCAGUGUUGGUAACAGAACUAGGAGCGGCUAUCAGGGAUUAGUUUGGUUUCAUUUCGGAACUCGCUGAACAAGGAAUCUAUCUAGAAUGGACAACUGAGAUUUGCAUAGAAUCUUUGGUUUAAUUAACCAAACAUGCCUGUCCUGAAGGUGUUUUCUUUUUCCCCCACCCUUUAUUCAGUCCCUGAAAAAGUGCAUUGUAUGUAAAUCUUGUCAUUUUUGUAUAAUAAGGGUUUUUUUUUGUAUAUAAUUAUUUAUAUAUUUUGAUGUCCAGCUAAAAUACUGUGGUUUGUAAAAACGUAUACUAUUGUAUAGUGGUUGCUCGAUUGAAAUGUUCAAGUUUGUGUGUGGACUAUAUGCAAUUCUAGUGUUGAGUGAGCAUAUAGUGAAGAGCCUGCUGCUGUCAUGGACAGAGAGCUAACAGGGAGGUGAGAAAGGAGGGGACAACAGUCACGGAGGAUGUCACUCUGUCUCUGACGGUGUUAGAAGCCUUGUGUGACAUUAGAAUGUUUGAGUGAACUCAUGCAAGUUGGUUGAAAUCUUACUGUUUGGGCUUUAAAAAAUGCUGUUUGGUCUUCAAAGGUGAAGGUGUUGUGUGUCUUGGUUCUGCUUUAUGUCUUCCCACAAUUUUUUUUUAUUUUUUUUUUUUUAACCAAGCAAUAUCUUCUAAACAAACUUCUGAACUCUGGCUUUUGUGGGUCUCUAAUGUACUGUGAUAUAUUCUGGGCACAAUCUCACAAAACGUAUCUUUCUUGUACCAAAAUAUCUGUAUCAGAUUGCUUCUCUGAAUGUGAACUCCAGAAGUGAAUGUACAAUGUGUUCGAAGGCCAUAACUCAAGCCCUCCUGCCUACACCUGAGUGCUGUUUCCAGAUUGGUUCCUGUUGUGGAAGUCAGUGCACUCUCCAGCCCUCCUUACCUACGUUUCACUAUAUUUUACUUAAAUGCAACAUGUAUCACCAACAUUCAGUGCAAUUAGUGAACGCGCCCAUUCGUGGGAAUGGGGUGUGAAUUGAGCUAUUUUACCGAUCUCAGAAGUAAUUGAAAUAUUCUGCUGUACAGUAUGUUUAACCAUUUUGCCUUCCCAGGUACAAUAAACAGUUGUUUGUUUCCAUGCAAAGUACAUGUGCUUAAAAUCCUUGAAUAAACUCCAAACAAGAAACGG